Radiomyces spectabilis is the source of this 510-nucleotide messenger RNA. RefSeq names its product acyl-CoA N-acyltransferase. Lineage: Eukaryota; Fungi; Mucoromycota; Mucoromycetes; Mucorales; Radiomycetaceae. Gene Ontology annotation, cellular component: endoplasmic reticulum; Golgi apparatus; endoplasmic reticulum-Golgi intermediate compartment. The record is from RefSeq and is a predicted model, not a curated record. The transcript has 5 exons. Gene Ontology annotation, biological process: UDP-N-acetylglucosamine biosynthetic process. Bases 1 to 510 code for a protein of 169 amino acids. Gene Ontology annotation, molecular function: glucosamine 6-phosphate N-acetyltransferase activity; monosaccharide binding.
AUGACCAUUGCUGAUCUUCAGUUGUUUUCAGCAAAGCUAAUAUCUCAAGAACAACAGAACGCCUUACCACCCGAUUGUACAUUACGACCAUUGCAACGCGAUGAUCACACAAAAGGUUUGCUAAGGUUACUGUCACAGUUAUCCAACAUAGGAGAUGUCUCCCCGGAAGCAUUUGAAGAGCAAUUCAAUAUGAUGAAACGCCAGGAAUCAUAUUAUAUCAUUGUCGUUGAGCAACGUGAACGGAUCGUCGCCUGUGCCACCUUGGUCGUGGAGCACAAAUUCUUGCAUGGUUGCAGCAAGGCGGGGCAUAUUGAGGAUGUGGUGGUCGAUGACUCCCAGCGUGGUAAACGACUCGGAUCACGAUUGAUUGAUCAGUUGGUCCAUAUAGCCAAACAAGUCGGAUGCUACAAAACCAUUCUCAACUGCAGCCAUGAAAAUGUGCCAUUCUAUGAAAAGUGUUCAUUCAAGAAUACAGCAGUACAAAUGGCAUGCUAUUUUGAUACAAACUAG